This is a messenger RNA of Micromonas pusilla CCMP1545, 1125 nucleotides long. RefSeq lists its product as uncharacterized. NCBI's taxonomy places the organism in Eukaryota, Viridiplantae, Chlorophyta, Mamiellophyceae, Mamiellales, Mamiellaceae. Gene Ontology annotation, cellular component: nucleus; cytoplasm. Gene Ontology annotation, biological process: protein phosphorylation; intracellular signal transduction. Gene Ontology annotation, molecular function: ATP binding; MAP kinase activity. The transcript has 2 exons. Bases 1 to 1125 code for a protein of 374 amino acids. The record is from RefSeq and is a predicted model, not a curated record.
AUGAGCGACAAGAUGCCGGUGCGUAAGGAGGGGGGGAGGCCGGGGAAGCAGUGUUACAUGAUCUGGCGGAGUCUCUUCGAGAUCGACGAGAAAUACGUCCCGAUCAAACCCAUCGGUAAAGGUGCGUACGGAGUCGUUUGCUCGGCGAAAGACUCGGAGACUGGGGAGAAGGUCGCGAUCAAGAAGAUCGCUAACGCCUUCGACAACGUCACGGACGCGAGGCGGACGUUACGGGAGAUUAAGCUCCUGCGUCGGUUGCAGCACGAGAACAUCGUUCUCUUGAAAGACAUCAUGAAACCCCCGAGCGCGUCCGACUUCAACGACGUCUACCUCGUCUACGAGCUCAUGGACACGGACUUGCAUCAGAUCGUUCGCUCGUCGCAAGGGUUGUCAGACGAGCACACGCAGUACUUUCUGUACCAAAUCCUCCGCGGGUUGAAAUACGUUCACACCGCGAAGGUGCUGCAUCGCGACUUGAAGCCGUCGAACCUGUUACUGAACGCGAACUGCGACUUGAAGAUUUGCGAUUUCGGGUUGGCGCGGACGGACGCGGAGAGAGGGUUCAUGACGGAAUACGUCGUGACGCGGUGGUAUCGUGCCCCUGAGUUGUUGUUGUCGUGCGAGGACUACAGCGCGAGCAUCGACAUCUGGUCCGUGGGGUGCAUUCUGGCGGAGAUAUUAGGACGUAAGGCACUGUUCCCGGGGAAGGACUACAUUCACCAGAUGAGGCUGAUCGUCGAGGUGCUCGGAACGCCAAAAGUCGAGGAUCUCGUUUUCAUUCAGUCGCAGAAGGCGGUGGCGUACAUCAAGUCCCUGCCGUACAGUCCGCCGGCGAGGUUCGACACGAUGUACCCGGACGCGAACCCGGACGCGGUGGACCUUCUGUAUAAGAUGCUCGAGUUCAACCCGAAGAAGCGGAUCACGGUCGAACAGGCGCUGGAACAUCCGUACCUCGCCAACUUGCACGACCCUAGCGUGGAGCCAGCGUCCGAGCCCGCGCCGUACGAAUUCUCGUUCGAGGACGAAGAGUUGGAAGAGAACCAACUGCGAGCAAAGGUGUGGGAGGAGAUGUUAGCUUUCCGUGGAGAAGGAGGGGGCUCGGGUGUCGUUCCCAUGUUCAGCUGA